Molecule: messenger RNA, 561 nt
Organism: Pelecanus crispus (Dalmatian pelican)
Lineage: Eukaryota; Metazoa; Chordata; Aves; Pelecaniformes; Pelecanidae
Source: RefSeq, a predicted model, not a curated record
CGGCUGAGCAUCCCCUGCAGCGAUGCUGCCGCUGGGCUGGCCCCAGCUGCCGCUCGGCGAGGAGGAGAGCGAUACCCGGCACCCCGAGCCCCCCAGUUUCCUCCGGACACGAUGGCUUUGACUACCUGGGCUCUCGGCCCCGCGCUGCGGCUCUGUGCCGCCGGCCCUGCCUGCUCCUGGGAGAUGCUGCACGUGGCUGGAGCAGGUGUGUGCGGCUGCUGCGGCGCCCUGCGUCCCCGCUACAAAAGACUUGUCGACAACAUCUUCCCUGAGGACCCAGAGGAUGGGCUGGUGAAGACCAACAUGGAGAAGCUGACGUUUUACGCUCUGUCUGCCCCGGAGAAGCUGGAUCGCAUCGGUGCCUACCUCUCCGAGCGGCUCAUCCGAGACGUGAGCCGGCACCGAUAUGGGUACGUGUGCAUUGCCAUGGAGGCCCUGGACCAGCUCCUCAUGGCCUGCCACUGCCAGAGCAUCAACCUCUUCGUGGAGAGCUUCCUGAAGAUGGUGGCAAAGCUGCUGGAGUCGGAGAAGCCCAACCUGCAGAUCCUGGGGACCAACUCG